AUGACCGCGGAACUGAUCAGAUCGUUCAAGUUCAGGAGAAUUCCCGAUUUAGGUCCUAUUGUCCGGGACAGGUAUUUUGUUUUAGUCACAGACUAUGCAGUUGAAGAGUUGGACCAAGCUCUAGAGGACAUGAUGUCCUCUCUCAAGGUUGUGACUGGACCAAAUGACCCAGAGUUGCGGUUCGAUACUUUACACAAGCCUGACUGGCCGCUUACUGCCCCUACCGACAUGACCGGAAUUUGCAAGAAGGUCUUCUCUUCGCCCAAAUCCACGGAAUCUCUAGCACUUGCGAGGCGGUGGCUUGCUACUUGUCAAAAAGGGCAUCUCGAAUGUUCGAGGACAGGGUCAUCUCAGCUACCGACUCGUGUUAUCGAUCUCCGUCCUUCAACUUCCGACUUGCAGGCACGGUUGUACGUAACAAAUGGCGAAAAUGCUCCGUAUGUCGCACUGAGCUACUGCUGGGGUGGCGACGUACCAUCCAAGACAACAUCUAUGAACAUCGAGCGGUACCGGGACGCCCUCAAUAUCUCUGAGCUUCCCCUGACAUUCAGAGAUGCCAUCUUCCUUACUCGAGGGCUUGGCUUCCGAUACCUGUGGAUCGACGCCCUCUGCAUUAUCCAGGAUGAUUUCAAAGACUGGGAGCAAGAAGCGGCGGUGAUGGGCAAUGUUUACGCGGGUUCAGUGUUCACAAUCUCCGCACUAAGUUCUCAAUCAUCAUUGGAAGGCUUCUUGCAUGAAAGACCUCCAGAAAUCACCAAGACAGUGAACAUUGGAUCACACUCAGUACCGAAUUCAGAAGCGGGGAUCAACCUCUCCGUCCGCAAAAUCAAGCGUACCCACUUCGAUUAUUGCCUCAGCUACCGCGGAUGGACCCUUCAAGAACGCUUACUAGCCACCGCUCUCCUCCACUACACGCCGGAAGGCAUGAUCUGGGAAUGUCGAACCCACUGCGUCAGAGAACAUGGCGAAGGCCAUCCGACGUCAGGCAUGCUCAAGGCGUUGAACCACUUCAUAGGCAUCUCAGACAUGGAUUCUUUGUGGCAGCGUGUUGUGCAGGACUACACGACCCGGGCGCUAACGGUGGAGGGCGACAAGCUUCCUGCAAUUGCCGGCGUGGCUCGGUACUUCAGAAACAGUAGAUCUGAAGACGAUGAAUACCUAGCAGGGAUUUGGAAGGACACGAUUCCAGAGAGUCUUCGCUGGAUAGCGUACGAGGGUUCCAUGGUUCCUCAGCCGAGGGGGUAUCGUGCGCCCUCUUGGAGCUGGGCGGCCGUGAACGGGAAGGUGGAAUGGCUGAUUGAGACGAGCAAUGAAAUACUUGUUGAUGACCUUGGUUUCCAGCUGCUAGAUGGGGAGGUUGAAGACAGUCCGCCAGGAUCUAUGGGCCGAGUCGUCACGGGGUUUCUCGAUAUCUACGGAGUAGUCAGAGAAUGUUUCUUCGAAAAACAAGAUGCUUGGAACGGGAAGUUGCAUAUCGACAAAGAGCAGACCUGUAUUUGUUGGACCGAUCGUGAGCUGAGCUCGAGCAACUGCUUCGCGCUAGCGCUUGGCUUGUGGCGCUUCCUCCAUGGAAGUAUAAAUCAUCUCUACCAGCUUGAGGACCAAUGUCGGAUUUGGUAUCUUGUUCUGGAACGAUGUGAUGAUGGGCACAUGGUGUCUUGCGAUACGUCCGAGAGUGAGGACGAAAGUAUUCCAGAGCUCAAGUUCAAGAGACUUGGGAUUGCGUAUGCCGAUUUUGAAGUUCUGCCCUCCUUACCUGAGCACAAACAAACUUUGCUUAGAGUGAUAUAA
Messenger RNA from Endocarpon pusillum Z07020, 1791 nucleotides. RefSeq lists its product as uncharacterized. The record is from RefSeq and is a predicted model, not a curated record. The coding region runs from base 1 to 1791 and encodes 596 amino acids. Lineage: Eukaryota; Fungi; Ascomycota; Eurotiomycetes; Verrucariales; Verrucariaceae. The transcript has a single exon.